This is a messenger RNA of Eimeria maxima, 711 nucleotides long. RefSeq lists its product as hypothetical. Lineage: Eukaryota; Apicomplexa; Conoidasida; Eucoccidiorida; Eimeriidae. Bases 1 to 711 code for a protein of 236 amino acids. The transcript has 6 exons. The record is from RefSeq and is a predicted model, not a curated record.
AUGCCUGGUAGUUUGUCGGCACUUGGUUCUCGGAAGGCUUCAGUUUGCGUAUCAACCGCCUCGCCACAAUCGCCGUCUUGGCCAACAGUCGAAUCUCCACAAUCAUUGAACGGGAACGACCGUGCAGCAAUCGUCGAUCCGUACAAUAUGCCUUCAAACUCAUCUUCAGUGCAACAAGGGAGAGGCCACGCACCAGCAUCCAAUGAUGGAUGCCAGGGACUCAGCUUCACCACUCCCUCCGGGACGUUGCCGACCACACUGGAGUGCCACGUGAGAAGGCAAGCGACCCUUGCGAAGCAGACCCCAUACGAAAGAAAGCAUUCUGGAUUUUCUCCAGGAGAUACGGGUAUCCUCCUCGGACAAACAGACUUCCAAGCAACUUUAAACAGGCCUGGCGUAAAACGGUUUGCCUCGGUCCGUCUGCCUACCCGUGAAGAACAGCUUUCACGAAACGCAAGUUCGGGCAUAGGCAACAAGACAUGGGACAAAAUACGUAGUUGGGGCAAAAUAACGUUUGGAAAGGGCAAACGCGGAGACAGCAAAAAACCAAAUGUGGAGAACGGCCAAACGGGUCGAUGUCAAUCCGACGAGAUAGGCCAAGAUGCUGCUCAAGACCGGGAGACUGGCCGUGUUUUGCCACAACAGCGAGCAGGCCGACGCUACCUUGUCUCGCCUAGAAACUCGCUAGUCACGGUAGCUGCCGCAUCCUAA